AUGGCGAUCCUCGACACGCAUUUUCAAUGGAACCGAUGGCCGCGACGAGUCUACUGCGUGGCCGCCAACAUUCCCAGCGAUGAAGCAUACAAUAUCCCAUACGAUGUGGUGAACUGCCAACCAGGAAGUGCAGAAGCUUUUAAGCUGUAUGCCGACCAGAUAAAGGAUCUGAAGACCUCAAAGGUGCCGCCUCCUAGACUGGUUGCGAAGCGCUACGUUCCGACCGAGAAAGCAAACAGUUGUGGACAGGGUGUAACACUGCUCACUUUAACAGGCAUGGGAGUACCCAAGGAGAUGUUUGAACCCAUACUCGAAGACCUACUUCCUCAACUACGAAGCUCCGGUGUCAAGGUAGAAGAGAUCUGGGCCGCGGAUAUGCCUCUAAGUGGCGAGACAGCCAAAGCCAACCUGAUCGGCUACUUCUACGCUAAAUGCUGCACGGCCAACGAGAAAGAUAUUACUCGAGACCUUCUCCUUUUCAUCACGGCCUACCUCCCAAUAUGCCCCGGCGGGGACCUGCCAACUCAUCUACGACCUCGCAGACCGACAUCCCAACCCCGUCAACCCACGCGGCCGAAUCUCCACGUUGUCGCACACAGCCUCGGUGCUCAAGCUGCCAUGCUUGCAUGUGUCCAUGCCCCGACCGUGUUCGGAAGCCUCACAGUAAUUGACCCUGCUAUGAUUCCUGCUGGCAAGACCAACGACACCAUGGCCAAACUUCCCAAAGAAGCUCUCUGCUGCGGCCUGCCCGAGCGGUUUGCCGACCGCGCCUCCGUGAUAAAGGAGCUCCGCAAAAACAAGCGGACCAGGAAUUGGGACUAG
Fusarium falciforme is the source of this 822-nucleotide messenger RNA. RefSeq lists its product as hypothetical. The transcript is spliced from 4 exons. Lineage: Eukaryota; Fungi; Ascomycota; Sordariomycetes; Hypocreales; Nectriaceae. The coding region runs from base 1 to 822 and encodes 273 amino acids. The record is from RefSeq and is a predicted model, not a curated record.